Molecule: messenger RNA, 807 nt
Organism: Impatiens glandulifera
Lineage: Eukaryota; Viridiplantae; Streptophyta; Magnoliopsida; Ericales; Balsaminaceae
Product: splicing regulatory glutamine/lysine-rich protein 1-like
Exons: 2
Coding region: 1-807 (268 amino acids)
Source: RefSeq, a predicted model, not a curated record
AUGGCCAACACCCUUCAAACCUCGAUCAGAUCCAUGAUAGAUGAAGCUGUGCAAACCUCCGUCAAAUCUUUGAUCGCAGAAUCCGUUCAAACCGCAACCGCUCCCUUAGUCGAUAUGUUGCAGGCCAUGGCUAUUCAAAUUAGGGAGUUGUCCAAACUUCAAGUAAGCAAAACUCAAGAGCAAAUCAAUUCUGACGCCGAAACCGCAAAGAAACUAAAAGACGAAGAAAGGGAAAAGGAACGGUCAAGAAAGGAAUUUAAAGACAAAGAUCAUGAGCUUGCCCAGAAGUGUAAUGAGGAAGAACAAGCUGCUAUUCAUGAACCCAUAUCGGCUCAACCCUCGCAAGCUAUGAAGACAAGAAACAAGAACAAGAGGAAAGCGGUUGCAGAGGUGAUGAAGCGAGCAGAACAAAACAGUCAAAGAGUGAUCGAAACAGUCGGGAUGAACGUACAACCUCUUGAUGAAGAAGAAGAAGAGGACAUCGACGAACUCAACCGGCGUAAAAAGAGGGCCAACGAAAGUUCAACCGCAACUCCAAGCUCCAGACCGACUGUUGCUCAACCGUCUCGACCACCACAACCAGUCUGUCACUACAGGUCGGAGUGCAGAAGACCAAGAAGAGACGACCGAAGACCGAAUGACAGAAGACCGGAUGAUAACAACCAGAGAGGUGAAUAUCAGCAAUCCGGUGAAGGCAAAGAAAUUCUGAAGGCAUUAUUAGCCGAUGACAGUGGGAGCUAUUGGGCUUAUUCCGACAUAGAGACUAAUGACGACGAAUUUCCUUGUCUCAUGGCUAAGGAGGAAUAA